AUGACCAGAAGGAUGCCACAGAUGGGGCAUGAAUGGGUUUGGUUGGAUUCUGAACAAGACUAUCCCAAUGACUCUGAGUUGAGCAACGAUUGCAGGUCACUCUUCAGCUCAUGGGACUCCAGUUUGGAUCUUGAUAUGGGCAGCUGGAGGGAAACUGAGGAGCCAGGGGCUGAGGAACUAGAGGAAAGCAGCCCAGGGAGAGAACCUCGUGAGCUGCUUGUGGGGGACGGAGGCAGUGAGGAAUCUCAGGAAGAGGUGGAGCAUGUCAGUUGCCAGAACCUCCUCCACUUUCUCUCUGAGGUAGCUUAUUUAAUGGAGCCAUUGUGCAUUAGCAGCAAAGAAUCAGGUGAAGGCUGCUGCCCUUCAUCUGGCACCAGACAACAAGAGGCGAGGGGAAUUGAAGCUACUGAAGGAGAGGGGGAGCCCUGCAAAGAGCCUGAAGAGCUUUCAGCCAAGGUAGACCCCUUGGUAGCUGAGAAGUCAUUACUGGGAGAAAAUGGAAGGCCAGAGGUGGCUCCACCUCCCUCAGAUAUUUGGGCACUUCAGGAACAACCCACAGAGAGUGAAGAGGGGGAGGUUCAGCAAGAAUCCAAAGAGGAGGACCAGAGUGAAGGGUAUGUGUCAGAGAUGGAAGACCAGCGUUCUUCAGGUGAGUGUGAUGAAAGCUUCAGCAUCCAGGAGACUCCUCUGGUGGAUAUCCUUUUCAGCCGUGCUACCUCAUCAAAGCUUUCUGAUCUAGGCCAUAGUGACCCUGUUCAGGAUCACUUGCUAUUUAAGAAGACUCUCCUGCCAGUCUGGAAGAUGAUAGCCAGUCACAGGUUCAGCAGUCCGUUUCUGAAGCCUGUGUCAGAAAGGCAGGCCCCAGGAUACAAGGAUGUGGUGAAAAGACCCAUGGACUUAACUAGCCUGAAAAGGAAUCUGUCUAAGGGACGGAUUCACACAGUGGCUCAGUUCCAGAGGGACCUGAUGCUGAUGUUCCAGAAUGCUGUGAUGUACAAUGACUCUGAUCAUCAGGUGUACCAUAUGGCUGUGGAGAUGCAACGAGAAGUCUUGGAGCAGAUUCAGGUGCUGAGUAUUUGGUUAGACGAAAGAAGAGACUUAAAUAGUCUGGAAUGAGAACUAACCAACCCCAUGGAAGAUGGGAAACCUGUUUUGCUAACUUGGAGCUGCUACCCUGAACUUUUAUGGAAUUUGGAUCUUUGAUUGAGACUCCGACCUAGAGAAGAUCCCAGUACUUGUUUACCACUUCUCUGUUGUCUUUUCCAAUAAGAAUAAUGCCUUAACUUACAACCAAAGAAUUAAAGGUGCCCGUGGACAUAAUAUAAAGAAAACACGGAAAGCUGAGAUUUGGGGUUAUGCCAUAUAUG
Molecule: messenger RNA, 1367 nt
Organism: Balaenoptera ricei (Rice's whale)
Lineage: Eukaryota; Metazoa; Chordata; Mammalia; Artiodactyla; Balaenopteridae
Product: bromodomain-containing protein 8-like
Exons: 8
Coding region: 1-1116 (371 amino acids)
Cellular component (GO): NuA4 histone acetyltransferase complex
Molecular function (GO): protein binding
Source: RefSeq, a predicted model, not a curated record